AUGAAUGCUCUUAGAGCUGUUGUAUUUGUCUUCUCCUAUGUAUUCUCCCUCAUAAGAAUCUCUAUUGCAGUAGACACCAUAACUGUAAAUCAACACAUUAGAGACGGUGAGACCAUCACUUCAGCAGGUGGGACCUUUGAAUUGGGUUUCUUCAGUCCAGGUAAUUCCAAGAAUCGAUACUUGGGGAUAUGGUACAAGAAAGUGGCUCCUCGGACAGUGGUAUGGGUUGCCAAUAGAGAAAGUCCACUAGCUGAUUCAUCAGGUGUUUUAAAAGUCACUCAGCAGGGAAUUCUUGUUGUGGUCAACGAUACUAAUGGAAUUCUUUGGAAUUCUAAUUCAUCACGUUCUGCAGAGGAUCCAAAUGCUCAGCUUUUGGAAUCUGGAAAUCUUGUUAUGAGAAGUGGCAAUGAUAGUGACCCAGAAAACUUCCUAUGGCAGAGUUUUGAUUAUCCAGGCGAUACUCUUCUACCAGGUAUGAAGCUUGGAAGAAACAGAGUAACAGGCCUGGAUUGGUACCUGUCAUCAUGGAAGAGUGCCGAUGACCCUUCUAAAGGUAAUUUCACUUGUGAGAUUGACCUAAAUGGAUUUCCACAACUAGUUUUGAGGAAUGGUUUUGUAGUAAACUUUCGUGCAGGACCAUGGAAUGGUGUUCGAUAUAGUGGAAUACCUCAAUUAACAAACAACUCAGUUUACACAUUUAACUUUGUUUCUAAUGAAAAGGAGAUAUAUAUAUUUUAUAAUAUUGUUCAUCGCUCUGUUAUUUUGAGGCAUGUGUUAAAUCCUGAUGGUUCUCUACGGAAGUUAAAAUGGACUGAUAAAAACACUGGAUGGACUCUUUACUCAACUGCACAGAGGGAUGACUGUGACAAUUAUGCAUUUUGUGGAGCAUAUGGCAUCUGUAAGAUUGACCAAUCUCCAAAAUGUGAGUGUAUGAAAGGAUUUAGGCCAAAGUUCCAAAGCAAAUGGGAGGAGGCAGAUUGGUCCCAUGGAUGUGUUCCAAAUACUCCAUUGGAUUGUCAGAAGGGUGAUGGAUUUGCAAAGUUCUCUGAUGUGAAACUGCCAGACACGCAGACCUCCUGGUUUAAUGUAAGCAUGAACCUUAAGGAAUGUGCUUCCCUGUGUUUGAGGAAGUGCACUUGCACUGCUUAUGCAAAUUCAGAUAUCAGAGGAGGAGGAAGUGGAUGCUUGCUCUGGUUUGGUGAGUUGAUUGACAUCAGAGAAUUCACUCAAAAUGGGCAAGAGUUUUACGUAAGGAUGGCUACAUCAGAAUUAGAUGUUUUUUCAAGAAAAAAUAGCAGCUCCAAGAAGAAGAAAAAGCAAGCCAUUGUCAUCUCUAUAUCAAUUACAGGAAUAGUUCUUUUAAGUCUAGUCUUAACCUUGUAUGUGCUGAAAAGGAAGAAAAAUAGAUCAAGUUCAUGGUUUCUGUAUAUAGAAUUUAUGCAUUCUUUAAUUCUUCAUUCCAUUCUCCAUUUUUUAGGAUACAUUGAACACAAUUCAAAAGGAGGUGAAACCAAUGAAGAUUGGAAGCAUCUAGAGCUAUCAUUAUUUGACUUGGAUACAUUAUUGAAUGCCACUAAUAACUUUUCUAGUGACAAUAAGCUUGGAGAGGGUGGUUUUGGACCUGUUUACAAGGGAAAAUUGCAAGAGGGACAAGAAAUAGCAGUGAAGAUGAUGUCAAAAACUUCUAGACAAGGAUUAGAAGAGUUCAAAAAUGAAGUUGAAUCCAUUGCAAAACUUCAACAUCGAAAUCUUGUAAAGCUUCUUGGAUGUUGCAUUCAUGGCAGAGAAAGGAUGUUGAUAUACGAAUACUUGCCCAACAAAAGCUUGGACCUGUUCAUUUUUGGUCAAAUGCAAAGCAUCAUACUAGAUUGGCCUAAGCGCUUCCUCAUUAUCAAUGGGAUUGCUCGAGGCCUUCUUUAUCUUCAUCAAGAUUCCAGACUCAGGAUAAUCCAUAGAGACCUCAAAGCUGAAAACAUUUUACUAGAUGAUGAAAUGAGCCCAAAAAUUUCGGACUUUGGAAUGGCAAGAAGUUUUGGAGGAAAUGAAAUUGAAGCAAAUACAACAAGAGUGGCUGGAACAUUAGGUUAUAUGUCUCCAGAGUAUGCAAGUGAAGGAUUGUAUUCCACAAAAUCCGAUGUUUUUAGCUUUGGUGUUUUGGUACUAGAGAUUAUAAGCGGGAAGAGAAACAGAGGUUUUAACCACCCAGACCAUGAGCUUAAUCUUCUUGGGCAUGCAUGGACACUUUAUAUAGAAGGUAGGUCUUCGGAAUUUAUUGAUGCAUCAAUCGUGAACACUUGCAAUCUAUCGGAAGUGCUACGUUCAAUCAAUUUGGGUCUAUUAUGUGUGCAACGAUUCCCAUAUGAUCGACCAAACAUGCAUUCUGUGGUUUUGUUGUUGGGUAGUGAGGAUGCACUAUAUCAGCCCAAAGAGCCUUGUUUCUUCAUUGAUAGGAAUAUGAUGGAAGCAAAUUCUUCUUCUGGUACUCAGUGCACCAUCACACAGUUGGAAGCACGAUAG
Molecule: messenger RNA, 2517 nt
Organism: Vitis riparia (riverbank grape)
Lineage: Eukaryota; Viridiplantae; Streptophyta; Magnoliopsida; Vitales; Vitaceae
Product: G-type lectin S-receptor-like serine/threonine-protein kinase At4g27290
Exons: 7
Coding region: 1-2517 (838 amino acids)
Biological process (GO): recognition of pollen; protein phosphorylation
Molecular function (GO): ATP binding; protein serine/threonine kinase activity
Source: RefSeq, a predicted model, not a curated record